AUGCGCACAACCUCUACAAGUCAGUGUGCUGUUCCCUGCCCUCCAAGUUUCUGGGCUGCUCGCUCCCUACUUGCUGUUGCAUUUCCACUCCUCAAUGCUGAUGCUGCUUCUGGCGGCGCUGCUGGCACUGGCGGUACUUGUUUGCAGCCCACAACCCUCUGCUUCUUCUCCUCCCCCACUCCACUUCCCACCAUCCAAACUAGACACGCGCAAGGCACCAACACGUCCAUAGGCAUUGACAUUGACACGGGUGCCCUCACAGACAUGAAGGAGCUGGGGGUGAGUGGUGGGGAGUGGUGGGGAGUGGUGAGGGAGAUUGUUGGGGAAGUCUGUGUGGCGCCGUAUGCAGUGAAGGUGCAGACAGUGAAAACAGUCAUCGAGGCGGCGUGCAUGCUGCUGGGCAUCGAUGACAUUGUCAGCGGGCUCAAGAAGAAGCAGGCGGGCGGCAUGUGUGUGGUGUGGGAGCCGUAUGCGGUGAAGGUGCGGACGGUAAAGACGGCCAUCGAGGCGGCGUGCAUGCUGCUGCGCAUCGACGACGUCGUCAGCGGGCUCAAGAAGAAGCAGGCGGGCGGCGCACCAGGAGGGGGCAAGCCACAGCUGGACACGGGGGAUGACGUUGACUCGGAGCAGAUGCUGGCCGAGUGA
Closterium sp. Naga37s-1 is the source of this 645-nucleotide messenger RNA. NCBI's taxonomy places the organism in Eukaryota, Viridiplantae, Streptophyta, Zygnematophyceae, Desmidiales, Closteriaceae. The record is from the annotation of a GenBank genome assembly.